Frieseomelitta varia is the source of this 745-nucleotide messenger RNA. Its product is annotated as protamine-like. NCBI's taxonomy places the organism in Eukaryota, Metazoa, Arthropoda, Insecta, Hymenoptera, Apidae. The record is from RefSeq and is a predicted model, not a curated record. Bases 157 to 510 code for a protein of 117 amino acids. The transcript is spliced from 3 exons.
UUGUUUCUGCAUUGAAACAAAGGAAAUACGCUUCCCAUUGGCGGUAUCACUUCAACUUCAGUUUUUAAGAAAAGUUUUUGUAAAAAAAAAUUGUCAAGUAAUGCGGGGUACGACAAGAAUUUUUGUUGAACAGUCGUGAUAGUGUUUCCGAGGAGGAUGGGAAACAGCGGAUCCGCACAGAAGAGGAAAGAACGGAAUCGAGAAAGUGACGACAGCGUAGAUGAUCGAUCUGGAAGGAAUAAAAGAGUUGCGAAUGGUUCCGACCUGCGAAACGGUAGAAAAGAAAUCGUAAAAUGUCGUGCGACAAAUCCUUUCAUCAUCUUCUUCCUACGGUUACGGAGUAAAAAGCCAAGGGAACCUGUAACCGUGAUUGCACGAGCAGCUGGAAAAUUAUGGACCCGAAUGAGCUCGGAACAAAGAAAGAAAUAUAUAGACUUGGCAAACGCUGAAAAGAGAAGACGAGAAGAACAGAAAAGGAAGCGAAAGUUAAGAAGAAGAAGACGAAGAUAAAACGUAUAUACGUCAAUCUUAAAAAAUGAUAAGAUAAAAAUUGUGGACGAAAUUAGAAAAGUGCGAAGUCCGUCUUGCCAUGCGUGCAUCAGGUACACGCUUUCUACACAAGUUUCUUACAAGUCUUUUAUUCGUACAAAAUAUCAUCGUGAAGCCUUUAUUUUUGAUUCAUUUUUAUUUGUUAGUAGUUUUUUUUAACUCUAUGUACAAUAAAUAUUGAUGUAUUUUUACACUA